UCGCCAUGAUUGGAUAUUUGCAGGCAUUGCUCCAUUUUAUUUACUGGGAUACCUUACCAGACAUGGAAGAGCUAGUGGGUUCAACUUCUAAAUGGGCUUCUACGCUUGUUGCUCAACAUCUGCUUGCCGCUGCUGACUGUUACGCGCUUGUGAGAAUGAGAUUGCUCUGUGAGGAUAAGCUUUGUGAGGGUGUUGCAAUAAACACAGUUGCAACUACAUUAGCUUUGGCAGAACAGCACAACGGUUUGCAUUUGAAAGCUGUAUGCUUAAAAUUCGUUGCAUCGUCGGAAAAUUUAAAAGCUGUGAUGCAAACAUAUGGAUUCGAGUAUCUGAAGGAAAGCUGCCCAGGUGUUCUUACCGAACUGCUGCAAUAUGUUGCGAGAAUCGGGGAGCAUUCUGUUAUUACUUGUGGAUAUCGAAGAAGAAAAGAAGCACCACCGUUGGAUGGUUCCGAUGUUAAUGGCCGACGGGUCAAACCAAGACUACAAUGAUUUAGCGAAUAACAUGUAACUCAUCUUUUGAUUAGUAAGAAAAACUAAUAAAAGAGAGUAAGAUAGCAUUAGACAUUCUUUGCACUUGUACUAACAUUGGUGAAUAUUUGAAAAUUCAUAUUUAAUCA
Molecule: messenger RNA, 619 nt
Organism: Hibiscus syriacus
Lineage: Eukaryota; Viridiplantae; Streptophyta; Magnoliopsida; Malvales; Malvaceae
Product: BTB/POZ and MATH domain-containing protein 1-like
Exons: 2
Coding region: 6-491 (161 amino acids)
Biological process (GO): protein ubiquitination
Source: RefSeq, a predicted model, not a curated record